UUUUCCGGUAGGAGGCUUAAUGAGGUCGGCGAAGCGAAGGUGGUGGCAGUAAAAUGGCGGUCGUGACCCGCGGGUGAGCUAUGAUAGCAUCGAAUAAGAACAGGAUGGGACUUAAAGGCUGCCUUAUACCCAGCGUCACACUCUGUCUCCCCUUGUGAGGUCCAUGCCUCCUUCCUAGGACCAGGGCCCAGCAUUUGGCAGGAGGAGCGAAUAUGGCCCUCGCCUUUCCCUCUUUCCUCUGCCGUUCCUGCCAGCAGUGCCGCAGUGCCAGGCACCACCGGGCCUUUUCUACCACCCACUGCAGCUGGUCACCAGCCAGAAACAGCAGCUACUAUGAGCUGCUGGGAGUGAAACAGGACGCCACCCCGAAGGAGAUCAAGCAGGCCUUCUUCAGCAAGUCGAAGAAGCUUCAUCCCGACAGCAACCCGGCCGACCCUGAGCUGCAUAGCCAGUUUGUGAAGCUCAACGAGGCCUACCGGGUGCUGAGUAAGCAGAGCAGCCGGAAGCACUACGACAGCUCGCAAGCAGCUCAUGAUGCCUGGGCCCCCCCAGCCAGCCACAGCAGCAGCAGCAGCUCCAAGAGGAGCCCGUUCGGCUCUACCGACUUUGGGACAAGGAGCAAGUCGGAGCCUGGCGACAACACACGGUACUGGCAGCAAUUCCACGGGCCCUUUCCAUUUUCUGGCCCCGAGUGGCAGAAGAGGCACAGUCACAACAGAAGGCUGUUUGGCUACUGCGUGCUCUUCAUGAUGGGCAGUCUGGUGGUCCACUAUGUUGCUUACAGGAAGCUGGCAGAACUGCACAACCAUUUUAUGGAUGAGAAGGAUCGAAUCAUAUCUGAGAUCUAUAACAAGAGCAAGGAACAAGCCCGGUCCAUGGGCUUUCAGGAGCAGCAGGAGCUGUUGCGGCAGAAGCGUGCUGAAUGGGCCCAGCGGUACCACAAGCAGCCCGGGCAGUUCACCGGAAUGACCGGGACCUCGGACUCUGUGAAGGACCCAGCUCCUGCCACCUCCACAGCCAAGUAGAGCCGAGAUGGCAUCCAAAUCCCAAGUCCUGGAUGUUCCGUUUCAGCCGCUGUGGGCUGCCGAAGCGGAUGCUCGGGGAGCAAGCAUGUUUCUCUGCGUGCAGGGUGCUGCUGGCUGUCGUCGCUCCCACAGCCCCUUCACUUGCUGUUAUUUCCGGUAGAGUUGCAGGCUUCCUGCAAUAAACAGUCCCCUGCUUUCUUGAUGACCCA
Messenger RNA from Varanus komodoensis (Komodo dragon), 1234 nucleotides. RefSeq names its product DnaJ heat shock protein family (Hsp40) member C4 (gene DNAJC4). The coding region runs from base 213 to 1025 and encodes 270 amino acids. The record is from RefSeq and is a predicted model, not a curated record. NCBI's taxonomy places the organism in Eukaryota, Metazoa, Chordata, Lepidosauria, Squamata, Varanidae. The transcript is spliced from 8 exons.